CUUCAUAGAUGCAAAAUAUAUUAUAUGCCCAAACGAUAACGUGAUUUUAGCACAUGGAAUUCAACAAUUUUGUAACUCACAAAACCUUCAUGAAAAUCAUUCUUAUAAUACAGGUAAUAAACAGCUAUACUACAAGUUUGUGGAAGGACAAUUCAGGCCCUUCCCGAAUAAAAGUGUUUUUACAACUUCGUCUGCAAACGUUUUCAGUUAAUCUCUUUUUUCAGUAUAGUUUCAAGAAUAUUAAUGAAUGACUGUCUUACACUGCCGAAACAAAAUGUGAUUGAAAUUUACCUAAAUACACUGAUUUAUGUACAUAUGGCAACAUUAUUUUAAUAAGAUUUUAGACAUUAAACACAUUGUCUUGGCCUAAUAUAUCACUGUCGAUUUUAAACAUAAAUUUUGUACAUUUCAUAUUUUUCGUGCAAGUGGUGUAUAAUUACCAUCAUGGAAAUACAGUUAUUUUGUUGCGCGUCUUUAAACGGAUAUUCGUUUGAAACAAUUUUAAAAUCACGUGUUCCCGAAGAAUUUCCGACCGAUUACGGAAAAACGAUAAACAUGAAAGUAGGACAAAAUGACCCCCCAUGUCAGUCUAAGAAAAUACAGAAACAAUCAUUUGUUUCUCUGUUCUUGUGUUGAUUUCAAGGGAAUAUUGCAUGGCUAUCAUAAUGUUUAGUACUAUAUUACAAAAUGUGUAGGUUUUUUUUAAGAUUUAUGUCUAUUCAUUUGUCUUUAUUUUGCACCUUUAAAUCUAUUCUGAGUGGAAUGAAGGUGCUGGCAACAAAACCAAGAGGAAGUGGGUUUGAACCAUACUGGUAUUAUAUGAGCACUUCCUUCAAAGACUUCAAUACUGGGCUUUCUUUAGGAUGUUCUAACUGUUGUGCAGAUUGUCAAUUUAAUCAAGUUUAAUCAGAGAUAUGUUUUUCCAUAGAAUCACUGUAAAGUUCAACACCUUCACUUUAAUGAAGCUGACAUAGCAAAUGGAAAGUAAACAACUUCUUCCUGUUCCAUUACAGCAAUCAACAAGAAAUAAAGUAAUUGUAAUGCAGCUUACAGAACAUGGCUCCCUGUUUAAUAUGUUAGAAGACCCCAAACAUGCUUAUGGACUCCCUGAGGAAGAGUUUCUUAUAGUAUUUGAACAUGUCACUGCUGGAAUGAAAUACAUGAGAGACAGUGGUAUAGUGCACCGGGAUAUCAAACCCGGCAACAUUCUACGAUACAUUGGCGAGGACGGAAGAUCCAUUUACAAACUGACAGAUUUUGGAGCUGCUAAGCAAUUGGAUCAUGAAGAAGAACAGUUCAUGUCCCUGUAUGGCACAGAGGAGUACUUGCAUCCUGACAUGUAUGAGAGAGCUGUCUUACGAACUCCUGAUCGUCGUCAGUUUACAUCGAAAGUAGAUUUAUGGAGUGUGGGUGUAACGUUCUUCCAUGUAGCAACGGGCCAGUUACCAUUCAAACCAUAUGGAGGCAGAAGGAACCGACAAAAAAUGUUUGAAAUUACACGCCACAAAGAAAGUGGGGUUAUAAUGGGAGUCCAGCAUACUGAAGGAGGCAAUAUAGAAUGGAGUAAAGAACUACCAAAAACUUGCAGGCUUUCUGAUGGAUUAAAGCUUCUCAUCACACCAAUAUUUGCUCGUCUUCUGGAAUCUGAUCCUGCUAAAGUGUGGAACUUUGACGCUUGUUUUAGAGAAAUUGACUCUAUAAUAAAAAAGAAAGUGAUAAAUGUAUUCAGUCCACACACUUGGAAUAGUCUCAAAAUAUAUAUCAAAAGUGAAAACAAGUAA
Molecule: messenger RNA, 1781 nt
Organism: Mercenaria mercenaria
Lineage: Eukaryota; Metazoa; Mollusca; Bivalvia; Venerida; Veneridae
Product: serine/threonine-protein kinase TBK1-like
Exons: 6
Coding region: 978-1781 (267 amino acids)
Biological process (GO): peptidyl-serine phosphorylation
Cellular component (GO): cytoplasm
Molecular function (GO): protein serine/threonine kinase activity; ATP binding
Source: RefSeq, a predicted model, not a curated record